Lepus europaeus (European hare) is the source of this 933-nucleotide messenger RNA. Its product is annotated as olfactory receptor 8G1-like. Gene Ontology annotation, molecular function: olfactory receptor activity; odorant binding; G protein-coupled receptor activity. The transcript has a single exon. Gene Ontology annotation, cellular component: membrane. NCBI's taxonomy places the organism in Eukaryota, Metazoa, Chordata, Mammalia, Lagomorpha, Leporidae. The record is from RefSeq and is a predicted model, not a curated record. Gene Ontology annotation, biological process: G protein-coupled receptor signaling pathway; sensory perception of smell. Bases 1 to 933 code for a protein of 310 amino acids.
AUGGCAGCAGGAAAUCAUUCCAUAGUGACGGAGUUCCUCCUGGCUGGGCUCACAGAACAGCCAGAGCUGCAGCUUCCCCUCUUCUUGCUCUUCCUGGGAAUCUAUGUGGUCACCGUGGUGGGCAACCUGGGCAUGAUCACACUGAUUGGGCUCAGUUCUAACUUACACACCCCGAUGUACUAUUUCCUCUGUAGUCUGUCCUUCAUUGAUCUUUGCCACUCCACUGUCAUUACCCCAAAAAUGCUGAUCAACUUUGUGGCAGAGAAGAACACCAUCUCCUACCCUGAGUGCAUGACUCAGCUCUACUUCUUCCUGGUUUUUGCUAUAGCAGAGUGUUACAUGCUGGCUGCAAUGGCCUAUGACCGCUACGUUGCCAUCUGUAGGCCUUUGCUUUACAAUGUCAUCAUGUCCCAUAAGGUCUGCUUUUCCCUGAUUCUAGGGGUCUAUGGUAUAGCUGUGGUUUAUGCAUCAGCUCAUACGGGCUGCAUGGUUAGGAUUCAUUUCUGUAAACUGGACAUGAUCAACCAUUACUUCUGUGAUCUUCUUCCACUCCUAAAGCUUUCUUGUUCUAGUACCUAUGUCAAUGAAUUGUUAGUUCUAGUUAUUGGUUCACUUAACAUUUUCAUCCCAAUCCUGGCCAUCCUUAGCUCCUACAGUUUCAUUAUUGGCAGCAUCGUCCGCAUUCGCUCCACUGAAGGCAGGACCAAAGCUUUCAGCACUUGCAGCUCCCACAUGUUGGCAGUUGUGAUCUUCUUUGGUUCUGCAGCAUUUAUGUACCUACAACCAUCAUCUGUCAACUCCAUGGACCAAGGAAAAGUAUCCUCUGUGUUUUACACUAUAGUCGUGCCUAUGUUGAACCCUCUGAUCUACAGUCUUCGUAAUAAAGAUGUCAAUGUUGCUCUGAAGAAGAUAUUAGUAAAAAUAUCACUGUGA